This is a messenger RNA of Trichoderma atroviride IMI 206040, 1806 nucleotides long. RefSeq lists its product as uncharacterized. The record is from RefSeq and is a predicted model, not a curated record. Lineage: Eukaryota; Fungi; Ascomycota; Sordariomycetes; Hypocreales; Hypocreaceae. Gene Ontology annotation, molecular function: DNA-binding transcription factor activity, RNA polymerase II-specific; DNA binding; zinc ion binding. Gene Ontology annotation, biological process: regulation of DNA-templated transcription; DNA-templated transcription.
AAGCAGCGCCGCAUCUCGCGGGCCUGCGACUACUGCCACCGCCGGAGCAUCCGCUGCCGCCCGGCCGACGACGGCGCCGGCUGCCAGAACUGCAGAGACUUUGCCCAGACGUGCACGUAUCACCGCACGCCGCGCCGCCGAGGCGUCCCCGCCCGAGGCAGCGGAGGCGGAGGCGGAGCGAGCCGCGGCUCCGAGCUGCCGGACGUGAAGCUGUCGCGAUCGCCGUCGCAGGGCGACCUGCACAUCAUCCCGGAGGUGCAGCAGAGCCUGGCCGGCUCCGAUGCCUCGCCCGGCCUGCCGCCGGCCUGGCGCGCGCCCUACAUCGUCAGCCAGGCCACCGUCGUCGACCUCGUCGACCUCUACUUUGAAAUCGUCUACCCCAUCUUCCCCUUCUUCCACCAGCCGUCCUUCACCCGCAAGAUCUCCCGCGCAGAGUACAACUCCAACAAGCCGCUCUUCGCCACCACCAUGGCCGUCUGUGCCCUGGUCAGCGGCCGCGUGCGUGACGGCUCCGUCAUGAACCCGAGGUGGGAUGUCCAGGCCUUGCUGAGGGAGACGCUGCCCGACACGUUCUAUGCCGAGGCCAAGAGACAGCUGCUGGACGACGGCUGUGACAGCUCUGAUUUCAACAUCUUGCGUGGCCACGCCAUCAUGGCGAUUACAGCUAUUCAGAAUGGUAAGAUCCGGGAAAUGCAUCAUCACAUUGGCAUCUAUCAUAUGCUCAUGGACAUGGAUGGACUCCACGACGAGGCCAACUGGCCCUCCGGCAUUGGAAUCAUCGAAAGGGAGGAAAGGAGAAGAAUGUUUUGGUCCAUUUAUACCCUUGAUAUUUUCACGUCGGUGGUUUGGGGCGGUGUUAUCCGAUCUCGUGAACAGCAGUCAAACGUUACUUACCCAGCAGAGGUGGAUGACCAAUACAUCAGCGACGGGGGCAUUGCCCUGCCCGGCUUCUCUCCCAGCGGCCUAAGCCCUCCCAUUGCUCGGCUCGUCUUGACUGCCCAGUCGGAUUGCUGGAUAUCUGGCUGGAACUUCAUCACCGAUCUCUACCGAGUGCUGGAGCAUGCCCUGGCGCGGUUUCGGGAUCGGAGGAGGUCGUUCAUGUCUGAAAUCAUAGACGACCAAUCCACAGUGACUGAGACAUCGAUCCGCAACAAGGUGCUCCAGAUGUACCUGAACCUUCCCGAAUGUUUCAAGACCACCCCCGCCAUGGCGUUUAACCAGAAACAAGAUCUGUUCGGCUUCCAGGCGGCUAACAUCACUGCCAGCCUUCAGCUUCUUCGGAUUGUGUUAUUUGCAGCUGGCGGUGCUAGCAUCAAGGAACGCUGCCAGAUCGCCUCGGACGUCGUGGACGCUUUCAACUCUAUUCCCGUACAAUACUGCUUGGCCAUAAGCAAGCCGCUCCUACACCACCUGGGUGGAAUAGGCUCGAUUCUCGGCUCUGUCUUCGAGGAGCGCCUUAGCGAGGCAGAGUACACCCAGGUGAGGUCGGUCAUGCUGGCAAUGGCCCGACUUCUCGAGAACCUCGAGACAAUACACCGUAGCUCAUGUGCUAGCGAGAACCUUCGAUCUCAAGUGUCUCGUAUCGACGAGUACAUGUCCACUCAGCGACAACACCAGAGGCCGCCUCUCGAGGAAACUCCGGUGAAUGCCACAGCGCAGCCGAUGUUGCCGCCUGUCGAUGGCGCCAGAGGUGCUCCUCCACCACCCUACGAGCAGCAUGUCAACUCGGAAAUGGCAGCGGACUGGUCGUUCCAAGUACCCCCUGAUUUGUUAGGCGAUCUGACGUGGAAUUUCGACUUUGGUCCU